This is a messenger RNA of Amphibalanus amphitrite, 1440 nucleotides long. Its product is annotated as zinc finger MYM-type protein 1-like. Gene Ontology annotation, molecular function: protein dimerization activity. The transcript has a single exon. The record is from RefSeq and is a predicted model, not a curated record. The coding region runs from base 1 to 1440 and encodes 479 amino acids. Lineage: Eukaryota; Metazoa; Arthropoda; Thecostraca; Balanomorpha; Balanidae.
AUGGACGAGACAGCAGACCUGAGUCGGCGCGAACAGGCAUCGAUUUGCGUCAGGUACGUGACACCCGACCUGGAGGUGUUCGAAGAUUUCCUUGGCCUCUAUGAACUGCCCGACACGAAAGCGGCUACGCUUCAUAAAGUCGUCUGUGACGUAGUGACGCGCUGUCAGCUGGAUAUGGACAAGUUGCGGGCACAGUGCUAUGAUGGAGCGGCAAACAUGUCCGGCGCUUUCAGUGGUCUCCAGGCCCUCAUUAAAGCUGAUCAACCAAAGGCGCUCUUCGUUCACUGUGCAGCCCACCGCAUGAAUCUUGUGGUUCAGGACUCGUUUGCCGAAGUGAGUGAACUUCGUGACGGUCUGCACGAGCUGGGUCGGAUGGUCGAAUACCUGCGCGACUCACCCAAGCGGCUGGCGGCCUUCUCGGCAAAGGACGGCGCGACGGCUCUGCGGCCGUUGUGCCCGACGCGAUGGACUUGCCGUGACGCGUGUGUGCGAUCAGUUCUGAACAACUAUGUCACGAUCAUGGAGUUCCUAAUCGAACUAGCCAGUGACCGCGAAUCCCGGCCAGAGGCUCGGAGCACGGCGAGCGGUUUUGCGAGAAGCAUGUCAUGCUUUCGCUUCUACUUCGCGGCUUCACUCGCGCUGAAGCUCCUGGACCUAGUCACUCCAGUGACCAGAGCCGUACAGGGGCCGAAACUCAGCCUGCAGCAGACACUGUCUAUGGUCGGCACUCUGGAGACAACGUUGGAGGCGCAACGUGACAACUUCGAUCGGUUCUGGUGCCAGGUCACUGAUGCUGCCACAGAAGCAGGUGUGGAGGAGCCAGUCCUACCCCGAGCCACGAGACCUCCAAAGAGGCUGGACGAGGGGAGCACGCCACACAGACAUCAAACCGCCAAGGACCUCUAUCGGCAGGUUUUUUACCAGGGCGUAGAUGCAGUCCGCACGUCGCUUAACGAGCGUUUCAAGAUCAGCACUGAUGCGGCUACCUUAGCAAACGCAGAGCGAUGCCUGGUGGCACCUGAAGAUGGAGAGUUCAUCAACGACACUGCGACAUUCUUUGACUUAAAUCCGGCGCGACUUCGAACCCAUGUGGAAACUCUUCAGGACUAUGCCCAUACGCGCGGCAUCGAACUGAGCUGCCUACAGGACGUGAGGGAACUCCUGAUUUCGGACGUAAGUGCUAGGACGAUCAUGACAGAAGUGGUUCAACUGGUAAAGAUGCUGCUCACUGCGCCGGCUACCUCGUGCAGCGCAGAGCGCAGUUUCUCACUCCUGCGCAGGAUCAAAACGUGGCUCCGAACGACCAUGAGCCAGCGGCGUCUAAACGCCACGGCUGUCUGUGCGGCCUAUCCCGAUGAGGUUGAGUCGGCCGAUGUCGCACAGCUGGCCAGGGUGUUCAUCAGCCAGAAACCAGUCCGGGGCCAGCGUUUCAUGGUGUAG